GAGCUCCUUCAGCGCGCCGAGGCGACGGGCCCCUUACUGCGCGCUGCCAAGGACCAGGGAGAGGCCGCGUGGAGGCAGGCGUCGAGUACACAGGCUGCUCGGCUGGUCGAGCUCGUCGGACCGGUGCGCCCGCAGGGCCACUUGCUCAUUCGCCUCGCGGGUUUGGCGCAGCAAGACAGCUUCGCGCCUGCCGACGCCCAGCUGUUGCAGAACGCUUUGGCCACGGUGUCCACAACCAGCGGCGGGACGUGGACGUCGCAAAGUUUCGAGCGUUUCCCGUACUUUUUGAGUGGUGAAGUGUGGGCCGUGCUCAACGACCCCAGCGGGGACGUCUUGCACAAGGCUCGCACCGUUCUGUCGUUUCUCUCGACGAAGCUGGGCCUCACGAGCCCGUCAGAAGGCACCUACGCGCAUUUGACGGCCCUCGUGACGAUCUGCGUAGAGGGUGCCCCGACGGCAGAGCCCUUGGAGAAGAUGGUCUCGCUCCCCACUGACCCCAACGCGUUCCGAGCUGCGUUCCCCGCCACGUGGGUCGCUGCGUACGGCGACGGUGGCCCUGCAAACAUCGGAGUGUCUUACGUCGAUGUCUCUGUGGUGGCUAAGGCGUUCAAGUGGCGGGACAGGCAAACUGGCCCCGCCUCGUCGCCCACGUUGCAGGCUAUGCAGCAGAUGAUGGGGCAGACGCUGCAGCACUCUCAGCAAGAGAGGCUCGCGAACGGUUCGAUGUUGACGUUCACGCAGAAGCAGCCGCGCAGCCUCGCUGGC
Prorocentrum cordatum is the source of this 765-nucleotide messenger RNA. The record is from the annotation of a GenBank genome assembly. Lineage: Eukaryota; Dinophyceae; Prorocentrales; Prorocentraceae.